Messenger RNA from Capsicum annuum, 963 nucleotides. RefSeq names its product F-box protein CPR1-like. The transcript has a single exon. The coding region runs from base 1 to 963 and encodes 320 amino acids. Lineage: Eukaryota; Viridiplantae; Streptophyta; Magnoliopsida; Solanales; Solanaceae. The record is from RefSeq and is a predicted model, not a curated record.
AUGCUUUUUCUUAACAGAGAGUAUUCAUUCCACUGUUCUUCCUUAUCGUCGGAUCAACUGUUUGAGGAUGUACAAGGAAUCGAUAGGCCUCGUAGUGGUAAACUAUGGGGCUGGAAUAUACAUUGUUGUUACAAUGGCUUGGUUCUUGUAGGGGUUUGUAAUUAUCCAGAUAAAGACUUCAUGCUUUUGCUAUGGAACCCGUCUACAAGAGAAUCAGUAGUACUUCCCAAUCCGAAGUUUUCACAGGAGGUUACGUGUACUUGGGGUUUGAGAUAUGACUCGACUAGUGAUGACUAUAAGAUCCUCAAGAUCGAUGGUAAAGAACGUAAUGAAGUUCUUGCGCUGAAAAGUGGCUCCUGGAGGAAGAUCGAUGAUAAUCCUGCUACCGAUAACUCUGUGUUGUCUGAUAUGGAUUAUUUGGCAUUUCGACAUGGAGCUUUAGACUGCAUUGAUACGCCAUCUAAUAUGGGCUAUCUGGCGUUUGUACAUGGAGCGUUUCAUUGGGUUGAUUCGUUACUGAAUCAGUCUGUAGCUACGUUUAGUAGUUCAGAUGAGGUGUGUGGAGAGAUACCGUUGCCAGAGGGACUGGAUUUGGUUUUUGAUAUAAUGCAUAGCAAACAAGGUGUUUCGGUACUGGGAUGCAUGCUUUGUGUUUAUUCUACGCGUAUUCAUCACCGGGAGUACACUUUUAAGUUAUGGGUGACGAACGAGUAUGGUGUCAAGGAAUCCUGGAAUCAGUUGUUUACUAUACAAAGUACCGAUCUUUAUUCAAUCACCCCGAAACACAUGUUUUCAGAUGGUGAAGUGUUACUCCGUUGCAGCCAGUUGAGACGUAGUGGUUCUGUGUUUAAGACAUCGAAUGAAUCAUCUGGCGUAUGGCCUCAGUCUGAUUCGGAAUGUAUUCAGGAUGGUUUCGUUUACACAGAAAGCUUGAUCUCUCCCAAGUUGCUUACUUGGUAUUGA